This is a messenger RNA of Rosa chinensis, 1091 nucleotides long. RefSeq names its product protein LITTLE ZIPPER 4. The record is from RefSeq and is a predicted model, not a curated record. Lineage: Eukaryota; Viridiplantae; Streptophyta; Magnoliopsida; Rosales; Rosaceae. The coding region runs from base 535 to 780 and encodes 81 amino acids. The transcript is spliced from 2 exons.
AGGAAAGAAUGUCUGCAGAUGCCUUUAGAAUGUUUUUCACAUCUUGGAUACUCCAACAUUUGUUUUUUUUUUUAAUGGGAUUUAUUCGUAUUUUUCUUUUUUCAAAAUUUGAACCUUUUGAUCAUACCUUCUUCUUCAAUACACAAAAGGGUAUGCAAGAAUUGCAUUUGCCAAUUCUGUUACAAUGGAAACAGAGACCUAAACUAACUUGAUAAGUCUGUGCUGUUUGUUUUGAUUUUAUCCCUUUCUUUUCGAUUUGGGAAGCCGAAAGACACCAUUUUUUUUCCCUUUCAUUGAGUGCAGGUUUAGACUACUUAUGAUUCCAUCCCUCUUUUGCUUACUGGCAAACAACCCACUUAGUAGUCUAUAAAUAGUGGUCCAAGAUUAGUUUUAGUUGCUCUGUUCUGCUCUGUUUUCCUCUGUUUCUCAUCUCCUUUUCAUAAAACAGUCAUAAGUAUAUCUAUUAAAGCAGUAGCAGAAAGCAAGCAACUAAUUAUUUCACAUUGGAAAAACCCAAGGCUUUGUUUCACAGCAAUGGAAAGGCUAAACUCGAAGCUGUACUUGCAGAAUGUGUACAUAAUGAAAGAGAAUGAGAGGCUGAGGAAGAAGGCACAGCUUCUGAACCAAGAGAAUCAGGCCCUUCUUUCUGAGCUGAAGCAGAAGCUUUCAAAGCCAAACAAAGCCAAUGGUGCUUCAAACACUGUGCCUGAUCUGAAUCUUAACCUGAGCUCCACCAACAACAACAACUCAAACAAUCAUCCUUCCAGUUCCAGCAACUGAAAGCUUAGAUUUGUGGACCAAAUCUCUUUAUGACCCCACUAGGACUUACCCCUUUUUUUGUGUAAUAUUUUAAGCUAGUCAGAGCCUCAGAGGUGGUAGUUUCAGCUUUAGGUACAUAGGACAAGUAGCAGUGGUGUAUGUAUCUUUGUGAUUUACAAGGAUCUUUAACUCUGCUGCUUCUGUUUCCAUAUUUUAUUAUGUGUUUUCUUCUUUUGGGGGGGCCUUAGGAUAUAAAUUUCUGCAUGGUCUACAAGGAUAUAUAUGUAUCAAGCUCUUGUGCUAGAAAGAAAUAUAAUAUCACUGUAGCUUUG